Molecule: messenger RNA, 2975 nt
Organism: Didymella exigua CBS 183.55
Lineage: Eukaryota; Fungi; Ascomycota; Dothideomycetes; Pleosporales; Didymellaceae
Exons: 5
Coding region: 283-2808 (841 amino acids)
Biological process (GO): mRNA 3'-end processing by stem-loop binding and cleavage
Cellular component (GO): mRNA cleavage and polyadenylation specificity factor complex
Molecular function (GO): RNA binding; RNA endonuclease activity; 5'-3' exonuclease activity
Source: RefSeq, a predicted model, not a curated record
CCACAAUCGCCUCUUUAUUCGCUGCAUUUCGCCCGCGCAUCACCGCCACCCUCGAUAACAAGCGUCUGCGAUUGCUCUUGCGACACCUGCCAUCUGACUAAUGGCCCUAGACUGAACCUACGAUUUUGCUGGCCAACGCGCCCUUUUUCGACAGCAUCUCGUGCCCCUUUCAUCUGUGGCAGUACCUAGCCAACUCCGCGCGAACACGAUUCUCCAAGGCAGUCCGACUCCUGGGCACAUACCGCAACUUUGGUCCAGACGCGUUCAAGCGGAUAAGUAGAUAUGGCGUCCAAGAGGAAGCAUGCGGCGGUGGAGCCGGAGGAUAUGGAGCCCAUAGACCCAGCUGAUGAGCUGAUGUUCUUGUGCUUGGGCGGCGGCAACGAGGUCGGCCGUUCCUGUCACAUCCUCCAGUACAAGGGCAAGACCGUCAUGCUUGAUGCCGGUAUGCAUCCUGCGUACGAAGGUCUCUCCGCCAUGCCCUUCUACGAUGAUUUUGAUCUCAGCACAGUAGAUGUGCUUCUAAUCUCACAUUUCCACGUUGAUCAUGCAGCUUCGUUACCGUACGUCCUGGCAAAGACCAAUUUCAAAGGCCGAGUCUUCAUGACACAUCCUACCAAGGCCAUCUACAAAUGGCUCAUCCAAGACUCCGUACGUGUUGGCAACAUGUCAAGCUCGUCAGAGACCAAGAUCCAGAUGUAUACCGAACAGGACCACCUCAACACCUUUCCGAUGAUCGAGUCCAUCGACUUCUACACAACGCACACCGUCUCUGGGAUACGAAUCACACCAUAUCCUGCAGGCCACGUUCUGGGCGCAGCUAUGUUCCUCAUCGAAAUCGCCGGCUUAAAGAUCCUGUUCACAGGUGAUUACUCGCGAGAAGACGACCGACAUUUGGUGUCAGCUUCAGUACCCAAGGAAGUCAAGAUCGAUGUCCUCAUUACCGAGUCAACUUUCGGUAUCUCCACACACACACCGCGCGUCGAGCGCGAGACACAGCUGAUGAAAGCCAUCACCGACAUCUUGAACCGCGGAGGCAGAGCGUUGCUUCCCGUGUUUGCCCUUGGACGAGCUCAAGAGCUGUUGCUCAUCCUGGACGAAUACUGGGGCAAACACCCGCAGUACCAGAAGGUGCCCAUCUACUAUAACUCCAGUCUAGCGCGACGAUGUAUGCAAGUCUACCAGACCUACGUGGGCGCCAUGAACGACAACAUCAAGCGCCUCACCAAGCAGCGAUUUGCUGAGGCUGAAGCUGAAGGAGAUGUUGGUCGACGUGGAGCCUGGGAUCUCCGGUUCGUGCGUUCACUGAAGAACCUUGAGCGAUUUGACGACAUGAGUGGCUGCGUCAUGUUGGCUUCGCCAGGUAUGAUGCAGUCCGGUACGUCUCGCGAAUUGCUUGAGCGAUGGGCACCAGAUCCAAGAAACGGUGUCAUUAUCACUGGUUACUCGGUCGAAGGUACCAUGGCGAAGCAGAUCGUCCAUGAGCCUGAGCAAAUCCCCGCUAUCAUGACACGCGCUGCGAAUAACAACCGCCGUGUCGGCCAGCGGGAGAACGAGCAGAUCAUGAUUCCGAGGCGUUGCACAGUGCAGGAGUACAGCUUCGCGGCCCACGUCGAUGGAAAAGAGAAUAUGGAGUUCGUACAGGAAGUUGCUGCACCCGUAGUGAUCCUGGUCCACGGUGAGAAGGGUAACAUGACACGUCUGAAGUCCAAACUUCUUGGCUUCAACGCGCAUAAAGCAGUACCUACCAAGAUCUACUCACCAGCCAACUGCGAAGAGCUCCGGAUUCCCUUCAAGACUGACAAAAUCGCCAAAGUCGUUGGCUCGCUUGCUGCUAUCCAACCACCUUUACCUCGCUCACUCAAAUCACCUGGCGAGGACCGCGAACCCGAUCAAGCCAGCGACGAUAACAAGAAUCUUGCUCUAAUUAGCGGUGUCUUGAUCCAAAACGACUUCAAAAUCUCGCUCAUGGCGCCUGAGGAUCUCAAAGAGUAUGCUGGCCUCACGACAACCACGAUCGUGUGCCGUCAGCACUUGACGUUGUCCGCCGCAGGUACAGAUUUAAUCCGCUGGGCGCUCGAAGGCACAUUCGGCGCAACCAAAGAAGCAGAGAUUGCCGAUGAUGCAGUCAAGGGCAAAGAGACCAACGGUAAUGGUAUAAAGGAAGACGCAGACGAAGACAUCAGUCGCAUGAGCAACCAGUUCACAGUCAUGGAAUGCGUAAACGUACUUGUCAAGUCCGGCGGCCAUGUCGAAGUAUCAUGGGAAGGCAAUGUGAUCAACGACGGCAUCGCCGAUGCCGUGCUUGCAGUGCUCUUCACUGUAGAAAGCUCGCCUGCAGCUGUUCGCCAAUCAUCUCGCCAGCACUCCCACUCACACGCCCACCCCGAGAAACCAAAGGAACCCAAACAUCACCCCCACGCUACCUCCGACCCAUCAACUCGACUCGCACGCCUUCUCCUCUUCCUCGAAGCACAAUUUGGCGAAGACGCCGUCACCCCUAUCCCGUUCCCGCGCUCGUCCGCACUCAACCCGUCAAAAGCCACUAACGGUACCGAGGCCCCCAGAACAGACGGAGAAACUAUGGACAAGGGUGGCGCAAGCGAGAUCAGCGCCGAAGACAAAGCCACGCUCCAGCGCCUUCAUGCUCUGGGCAUCCCAGUCCCUGGUAUCGAAAUCAAGUUCGACCGCUUUGUGGCGAGGGUGUGGUUGGAGGAUUUGGAUGUUGAGUGUGCGAACAAUGCGCUCAGGGCGAGGGUCAAGGCGGUGGUGGAGAGGGGCGUUGAGACGGUCAGCGGACUGUGGCGGUAGAUUGGUGGUGUGCAUACGAUGUAUCGCCUUGGUGAGCGCCAAGAGAAAAUGGAGAUUUGAUAGUAGUGACGAGCGGGUCCAAAGAGGCGAGAGGAUGGAGAGUAUGUGUAUCGAUAGUCUGCAUUUCGUAGCAUUCAGAGGAAUGGUUACUUUCUUUUCUGCAAGAA